Messenger RNA from Pelecanus crispus (Dalmatian pelican), 1118 nucleotides. The record is from RefSeq and is a predicted model, not a curated record. NCBI's taxonomy places the organism in Eukaryota, Metazoa, Chordata, Aves, Pelecaniformes, Pelecanidae.
UUCCAGGCCCUUGUGACCCAGAGGAUCUGCUGGAUGGUGUGAUUUUUGGGGCAAAGUACCUGGGCUCCACGCAGCUGGUCUCAGAGAGGAACCCCCCGACCAGCGUCCGCAUGGCACAGGCCCAGGAGGCGGUGGACAGGAUCAAGGCACCGGAGGGGGAGUCCCAGCCCAUGACGGAGGUGGAUCUCUUUGUCUCCACACAGAGGAUCAAGGUGCUCUCAGCUGACACACAGGAGGCCAUGAUGGACCAUUCCCUCCAGACCAUCUCCUACAUUGCCGACAUUGGCUCCCUUGUGGUGCUCAUGGCACGCCGGAAACUGCCUCAGCGGUCGGAGGUGGCGGAGGAAAAGCGGCUCUACAAGAUGAUCUGCCACGUCUUCCACUCGGCCGAUGCCCAGAUCAUCGCUCAGGCUAUCGGGCAGGCAUUUGGCGUGGCCUACCAGCGCUUCCUGGAGGCCAACAGCAUCGACCCGAGCGAGCUGAGCCCUCGCCAGUACAGCCGUGCCCUCGAGGACCAGGAGCAAUACAAUGCGGAGCUGACCCACUUCUCCCGGCAGGAGAACUGCAAGGACGUUUGCAUUCGGAAGCAGAAGGGGGAUAUCCUGGGCAUCGCCAUCGUGGAGUCAGGCUGGGGCUCCAUCCUGCCCACAGUGGUCAUCGCCAACCUGAUGCACGGGGGCCCCGCGGAGAGGUCGGGCGAGCUGAGCAUCGGGGACCGCCUCAUGUCGGUCAACGGGACGAGCCUGGUGGGGCUGCCCCUCGCCACCUGCCAGGGCAUCAUCCGGGAGCUGAAGCACCAGACAGAGGUGACACUGAACAUUGUGCACUGUUCUCCUGUCACCACGGCUGUCAUCCGGCGCCCCGACUCCAAGUACCAGCUGGGCUUCUGUGUUGAGAACGGCGUGAUCUGCAGCCUGAUGCGUGGGGGCAUCGCAGAGAGAGGUGGCAUUCGUGUGGGACACCGCAUCAUCGAGAUCAAUGGGCAGAGCGUGGUGGCAACGCCCCACGAGAAGAUCAUCCAGAUCCUCACGCAGGCAGUCAGCGAGGUCCACAUCAAGACCAUGCCGGCCUCCACAUACCGCUUGCUGACUGGGCAGGAGCAGCCUGUCUUCCUCUGA